Messenger RNA from Pogoniulus pusillus (Red-fronted tinkerbird), 417 nucleotides. RefSeq names its product cytochrome b-c1 complex subunit 7. Lineage: Eukaryota; Metazoa; Chordata; Aves; Piciformes; Lybiidae. The record is from RefSeq and is a predicted model, not a curated record. The transcript is spliced from 3 exons. Bases 4 to 402 code for a protein of 132 amino acids. Gene Ontology annotation, biological process: mitochondrial electron transport, ubiquinol to cytochrome c.
CGCAUGCGCCGCCGCUGCCGCCUCAUUGGCUCGGUGGCCCCCGCGCCGCGGCGUACCCAGAGGGCAGCGCGCCGCGCCGAGGUCAAGAUGGCGGCGAGGGCACCGGUUGCAGGAGGUGGUCGCCUGUUGGACACCCUCCGUAAGUGGUAUUACAAUGCAGCUGGGUUCAACAAACUCGGAUUAAUGCGAGAUGAUACCCUGUAUGAAGAUGAUGAUGUGAAAGAGGCACUGAGGAGACUUCCAGAACAUCUUUACAACGAGAGAACAUUCCGCAUAAAGCGAGCGCUCGACCUGAGCCUGAAACAUCAGAUCCUCCCUAAAGACCAGUGGGUGAAGUAUGAAGAGGUAUGUCUGGAGUGCUUCCACUCUCUAGUGGAGGCCUUAAGUGAAUCAGGAUCAUAGAAUGGGCUGGGUUAG